AUGUCUUUUUCCACCACAGCAGAAAUCUACCAAUUCGGAGGCAAGUUGCUUAAAUUGUCCCAUGACUCCACGUCUACGAAAACAAAGAUGGACGUCAACGUCUUCGUACCUCCCUCCAAGUCCGACAAGAUCCCAGUCUUGGUGUACUUAUCGGGAUUGACUUGUACUCCCAACAAUGCUUCGGAGAAGUCCUUCCUCCAGUACUUUGCGGCUAAAUAUGGAUUUGCCUUAGUGUUUCCAGAUACUUCGCCAAGAGGGGCCAACAUUGCUGGCGAGGACGACUCAUACGACUUCGGCACCGGUGCUGGAUUCUAUGUAGAUGCUACCCAGGAACCUUGGGCAACUAACUACAACAUGUACUCGUACGUGCACAAAGAGCUCUUGGAGAAGUUGGCUGAACAUUUCCCUUCUUUGGAUUUUGGCAAUAUCUCCAUCACCGGCCAUUCCAUGGGAGGAUACGGUGCACUUUCUGGCUUCUUCAAGAACCCAGGAAAAUAUAAGAGUGUGAGUGCUUUUGCCCCAAUCUGCAACCCUCUGAACUGUGCGUGGGGCGAGAAGAACUUUGGCAACUACUUGGGAAGCGAUAAGGCUGACUGGUACAAGUACGACCCAACCCACUUGAUCAAAGAGUCCCCACAGUAUCAGCCAGAUAUUUUGAUUCAUCAAGGCGCAGCCGAUGGCUUCUAUGCAAAGGACAAGUACUUACAGCCAGAGAAUCUUGUCAAGGCAGCUGAAGAGUCGGGUUACAAGGGCAAGAUCGACUUGAACAUCGUCGAUGGCUACGAUCAUCUGUACUUCUUUAUCAGUUCGUUUGUUGAGGAGCACGCCAAACACCACGCCAAGGCAUUGGGUUUAGAAUAG
Molecule: messenger RNA, 861 nt
Organism: Sungouiella intermedia
Lineage: Eukaryota; Fungi; Ascomycota; Pichiomycetes; Serinales; Metschnikowiaceae
Source: the annotation of a GenBank genome assembly